Messenger RNA from Symbiodinium necroappetens, 2601 nucleotides. The record is from the annotation of a GenBank genome assembly. NCBI's taxonomy places the organism in Eukaryota, Dinophyceae, Suessiales, Symbiodiniaceae.
AUGGCCAACCCGUGCCGGAUUGGCCUCCUGAGCUUCAUCUUAGUGGCAGCCGCGGAUGACGAGGUUGUCCUCCAGGCGCCGUGGUAUUUCGACUGCUCCAACCAUCCGGAAUGGAGCAGAUUCCGGGAGCGCUUUGCCGCAUUCCGCAAGCUGUUCGCAUCAGCGAAUGACAAUCAGGAAAUAAUCCGGCACAUGCAGGAGAUUCUCGCGGAAGCCAACGACUUGGGGCGGCGCUACGAGCCCACCUUUGUGAAGUAUGCCAGCGACUGGUCUGUGUUCCACCUUUGCAGUCCAGAACGCCUUGGAGAAGUCCCCGAGGACCUGCAGCAGAAUUUCUGCUUCUACGGUUUCGCCACAGUGCAGUGGCUGGGGGUGUUUGGCAACCAGCACUUCGCCAACGUGCCGGGCAUGGCAGAAUGGGCGAACAACGCCUGGGGCUUUUUGAAUGAUGCAUCAAAGUUCAAUGCCAUGCACUUCCUUGAAAGCUCCGGGUGGCACGUGAAAAUGGUGGAAAUGGCCAAAGCUCUCAGCACGAAGUUUGUUGGGAGCAGCGGGUACAGGGUUUCCCGCGACGCAGCACUGCCUUCAGCGCUGCGGAUACCCCAGUUGGUGGUUCGCAGGAGCAGUGGCAAUCUCGCAUCGUGGCUAUGCAAUUACCUGAUUUGCGAAGACUUGGUGCCAGAGCAGCCUGAUCUCGAGACGUUGAUUUCUGGCUCCCUCGUCGAGAAGUGCUCCUUGAACAGUGCUUCCACAAGGUACCACACGGCGCUGCUGCGGGCUUCGGGUGUGAGGGACUUGAGAGCGUUGCCCCUUGGAGCUGCUAGUUGGCCAGUCUCCUUCGUUGAUCUGGUCGUUUGCAGACUGCCGAUGAUCUACAGCAGGCAGCACAUGUUGAGUCACCUCUUCGAAGUGGAGGCUAUCUUGCACAUUUUGGAUGCAACCGCGAAAACUCCGGAGGAUGUGGCUCGCUUGCACAACCACUGCCGCUUCAUAGGCGGAGGGUGGUGCGGCUCGGAUGAGCGCCUCCUUCAACUGAAUGAACUCUUUGAGGAAGUUGUUUUGGACUGCCACACGGGCGACCACAAGGCACGACAUCAUUUCCUCAGAUCCGCGCAAGAGUAUCAUGACCGGUUCGUGCGGCUCAUGGGCAACGAUCCCGAGCUGCGGUCUGCUGAUUUCUUCAUGUGUGGGGAGCCUGUCCUUUUCUGCCGGCUGUUGGCGCACUUCGGCCGACCUGUGAUUGGUUAUAUUUCCACUCCCAUCUCCGUGUACGUUCGGGCCGAAGACCGGUCUGAGUGGUACCAACAGUUUUACGAGAUGGCUCUAGAUGAACGGCACAUCUUUGCUGCCACCACGCCACUUUUUGCGGAAUGGGUCGCGUAUGGCACCGGCAUAUCAUUGCCGGUCAUCCGACCUAUAUGUACAUACACAGAGGCGACUUAUUGGCCAAAGCGGGCGCAGGAGGUGCUGCUUCUGCGAACCGUCAGCUUGUUCUGGGACACGGAGUGUGUCCUCAACUACUUCGCACAAGUCUAUGCAGACUCUUCGGCAACUGCUGCGCUGAGAUUCCGAGAGUCUGCCAGUCUCUCUGAGAAAGAGCGGAUGGGUUAUUCUACUUUCUCGGAGUUCUUGGCUGCCGUGAUCUAUCCGUACAGUCCAAGUCAGUUCUGGUUCUACGAGCUCUAUGCCAUGGGUGUGCCGAUCUACAUGCCCUCGCGAGACUCGCUGCCCUUGUAUGUGAGUCAGGACUACUCCGUCUGUCCAGACUUCGAGGGUAGCCGGCCUGGGCAUGCGCCACAUCGCGUGCAUCCCCAUUCGCCCUUCGACACCGACGAUUGGGCCGCCAUGACGUACUGGGCAGCUUUCACCGACUACCUAACGUUGCCGCACAUCUCCCACUUUGACUCAGUGCCGAGCUUGCUUAAGCAGCUGGCUGCGGCGGAUCACCAGAAGAUCAGCCACUCUAUGCAGAGGGCACAUAUGGAGCACCUCGGGGUGGCAAUGAGUUUCUGGUGUCAGGCCUUGGAACUCAUCGCCUCCCUGCGAGGGGUGCCGCGCACGGUGAGCGGUACUGAACAGGCGGCGAACCUUGAUGCCUCGGACGAGCACCGUGACCUCUCCACACGCCAGCCCAGUGGCCGGGGGGCUCCCCUGCUCGUGCAGACGGUGCUCACCGGCUGGCCAAUGACGGGGAGCAUAGGCUGCCUGGCUUGUGAGGAUCAUCCUCACGAGUAUCACUUCGACUUGGAUGGUGCGAACAAGGCGUCUCAUCAGGGCAAAUACGGUGCAGAUCCCAAUCUAUGGCGUUUGGCAGUGCGUACAGUCGGAAGCAGCAUGUGCCCGCAGAACGGGCACUGGGCUGUGCUCAGUUGGCGGUUCUCACUGGUGGGUGUCAAGGUUUGGUCUAGAGACUGCUGCACGGAGACCUAUGGUCAUGUGCUUUUUUUCCUGCUGGGCAACAGCACCGAGAUAGACAGAGCUGCUGAAUGUGCCUCCCUGAAGGUGCCAAGCAACGUGCAGGUUUCGACAGUCUGCCCGGGCAGAGGAGACUACCUUUUCGUUGAGGUGCCGUUCGCUGUCAGAUCACCGGUAACAUACUGA